This is a messenger RNA of Penaeus indicus, 2751 nucleotides long. RefSeq lists its product as uncharacterized. Gene Ontology annotation, molecular function: 3'-5'-DNA exonuclease activity; nucleic acid binding. Lineage: Eukaryota; Metazoa; Arthropoda; Malacostraca; Decapoda; Penaeidae. Gene Ontology annotation, cellular component: cytoplasm. The transcript is spliced from 2 exons. The coding region runs from base 39 to 1259 and encodes 406 amino acids. The record is from RefSeq and is a predicted model, not a curated record. Gene Ontology annotation, biological process: DNA catabolic process.
UAAACAAUAAACAAUAACACGCUGGGAGAACAUGCGAGAUGGACGCAGCAGCACCUGUGAACAUGGAUGAAACUCCAGAACCGCCCACAAAGAACAAAAUACAAACCUUUGUGUUCCUGGACACAGAGGCUACGGGUCUGAUUGGAGAUGAUACAAGAAUUUUGGAAUUGUCUUUGAUAGCUGUGUCAAGGGAGGAUUUACUGAGUAUGAAAGACAGCCAAAUCCAAAAAGUAGACAGCCCAAAAGAUGAAGUCAGCAAAACAAACGGCACAAAAACUUACUCAGCAGUACCAAAGCUACCCCGUGUGUUACAUAAAUAUACCAGACUAUAUUAUCCUCGAAAGCUGAUAACACCAAAGCUUGAAGAGAUCACAGGGCUCAGUAACGACAUGCUCCAUCACUUGCCAGGCUUUAGAGAUGCCAGUGCUGAGGCCCUAAACCUCUUCCUGGAUCUCCCACAACCAGUGUCACUUGUGGCCCAUAAUGGCUCAAGAUAUGACUUCCCGUUGCUGAAGGCAGAACUGAAUAAUGUCUCUGCAUUGGAAAAGUUUUGCGAUCUGCAAUGUGUGGAUACACUGACAGCCAUCAAGGAUAUAGACAUAACCCAGCAAAGGGAGUGUGAACGACGGGAUAUUUUAGAGAUAACAGAGCUUGCAGAGUCAUUUCAGCUUGAGGAAAUGCACGAUGAACUAAUGGAGGUAGGCCCAAUCAGCAAGAGGUCUCGGUAUGAAAUCAAAGAGGAAGAAAAGCCCCAAGCAGUCAACGGAACCCUCGAGUCGGCACCCAAUCAGGAAGCUAAUCAUCCAUUACUAGAAGUGUCACCUGAAGUGCCCAUCACCCCAGUAAAGGAUCACAUUCCAGGAAAAGGACCCAAAAUGCCAGCAACACCAGUGAAGCCUAAGGAGCCAAUGGAAUUACCCAUCACACCAGAACAACAGUCUAGAGUGUACCUCCCAGGAACACCAGGAUUCAUUCCUCAGGCAGGGAGCAGCACAAAGAAAGUCCGUCGCAGUCUGAAUUAUGGUGAGAAUAACAAGAGAAAAUGGGAUGGGACAAAGCCUUAUACUCAGAGUAAUAUUUACAAGAGAUUGUUUGGCUGUACUUUUGAAGCUCACCGCGCUGAGAACGAUUGCCAAGCAUUACUGGAAAUUUGUGGUCAUUAUGGGGAAAAGUUUGUUGAAUGGGCUGACACUUUUUAUGAGAGAUUUGUUGAAGUUAAACCCAUGUGGGUCAAAAGAAGAACAUUUCACCUCAGCUAAAAUACUAAUGCCAGUUCAAAUCUUCGACAAAUUGAUGGAAAUGAAUUUUUUUUGUGUAUUCAGUUUUAUGUUAUUUAAAUUUUUUUUUUUUUUUAUACUAUUUAGUCAGUUGCACAUUUUUUGUAUUUGUAUUAGAUUAUUGAAUUUCAAUUAUAUAUAAUUGUAGAUAUACAUGCAAACUUAAAUGUAGAUAUAUACACAUCUAUACAUAUACAAGUAUAUAUAUUUUAAAGUUUAAAUAUAACUAAAUUUUUAUUAAAAUUUUAGUAAUUUGGCAAACAUUGAAGUUUAUAUAAUUAAAUUUUAUAAAUUUGUUGGCACAUUUUGAUGUUUAAUAUUGCAAUGAGUGUAUAUUAAGUUCAUAUUAAGUAUACAUAUAUAAUUUUCUUGCCAGGGAAUAUAAAUUGAAUAUUAUAAAAAAUCUAAAAUUUCUUCUGAUUUCAAGGGUGUUGGCAAAUAAUGAACUUAUUAAUAUGCACUUAUUCUUUAUGUAACUUAACAGUAUUGUUAAUUCAUGUUGAAAUUUUAACAUUAAGAAAUACAUUGAAUUGUAUGUUUUAAAUUGGUAAUCUUUGAUAAUGUAUAAUUCAUGGAUUAUAAGUUUAAGUCAAUAUAUAUGGCAUCAUUUUAUCCAGAUGUUUCAUGUAUAAAGGCUUUUAAUUUCAUAAAUAAUUUAGUUAAUUAGUUCAAUAAAUAAAAAAAUCAUGUAAGCAAUGAAUUGGUGCAAAUCACUAUAUUUUUAAACUUUAUGGAUUCAUACUAGUUCUAUUAUAAUAAUAGUAAUAAUUAUUGUUAUUAUUAUUAUUAUUUGGUAUGAAGUAUGAGAAUCACACCUUGAAUUGUUGUUGAUACUAUUAUUUAUUGAAGGAAAGUUGAUCCCCUACAUUGGGCCUCAGUCUCUGUUUCCUAAGCCCCCCCCCCCCCCCCCAUGGCAACAAGCAAGAGAUUGAGGGGGUUGUAAUUGAUAGGAAAGAUUUGUCACAAUUACACACACGCACACACAUAUACACAUAGAAAUAUACUUUAUUACUGCUCAGUAUUUGAUUUAUGCUUUAUGUCCAUAUACAAUGACCGAGAUAGCUUGAUAUAUUUAAGAAAUUAAAGAAACACAAUAUAAUACUUGUGUUAGCCAAGAUGUUUAUCACUGCCUUAUCGUGUUCUUCCUAUUUUUUCACAUACAUAACGGAAUUCAUUAAUUCAGUGAAUAUGAAAGUCCCUGCCAUAUAUGCUUUGUCAUUGUUCAUCAUCCCCAGCUGAUUCUAUACAUUUUAUCAUUAGUAAACAUUGUGCCUUUCUUAUGAAAAGUUGUUAGGAUAAAAAAAGAGAGAGUGCAUGAAAUUUUUUAUUUGUAAUGCAGUGAAAGUGAAGUAUACUGUUAAAUGUACAGUUAGUGUAUUUUAUUAAUAUGAAUAGUGUAUAUAUAAUCUGUAAUAGCAUUUUAUAAGAAAAUUAUGUAUUUUACUGUGAAAAUUUUAAUACAUUUUGAAAGAAG